GCACGUCCACCCACUGAUUCACAUCUCGCAGCGGAACACCAUUGAGAGGAACAGAACACAAUACAGCAUGUUCCUACUCCGAAUGAACCAUUUUAAUGUUUAGAAACCGUAUUUUGUGCGACUCUUUCACGUAGGUAAUUGAGAUGCGAUGCGUUCUUCAUUGAGGAGCAGCGGACUGGAGCGAGCGCGUUAUUAUUAAUCAGCUUUCAUAAGGCGCGCGAGCUGGACGCUUCUGUCAGACAGGUGUUUCGUUUGUGUUUCGACCACCUGCUCUGGUACCAUGAUGUUAGGGCAGUCUCCUCACCUUAUCGGGGGAAUCCUCUGGAUUCAAAACCCAAUGCGAGCUGUUCACUGCAAUCUGACCCAGAAUGGGGUUGACCAUCAGGUGUGUGCAGAGGAUAUGACCUCACACCUGGAGGAAGUAUCUGUUGAUCAUGGACUGGAUGAUGACAGCCCAGGCUUUCAGGACCAGAGUCCUGGUUUCCAGCGACGAUCUCCACCUCAGCGCUCCGUCUCAGAAUCUGAGCUCUCCAGGCCGGGAACUGUGAAGCUGUCCAAACCCGUGGCCCUGUGGAGCCAGCAGGACGUGUGUAAAUGGCUGAAGAAACACUGUCCCAAUCAACACCAAGUCUACAGUGACUCCUUCAAGCAGCACGACAUCACAGGUCGAGCUCUGAUGAGGCUCACUGACAGGAAGUUGGAGCGUAUGGGCAUCAUGCAGGAGAGUCAGAGACAGUACAUCCUACAGCAGGUCCUCCAGCUCCGCGUCAGAGAAGAGGUCCGCACUCUGCAGCUGCUCACGCAAGCCUCUCUGGAGAGUUCACCGUAACUUGAGCAUUCCAGGAGAUCCUCUGUUCCUUGUCCAUCUUCUCAGAUGUCCACAGCACACACCAGACUGCGGUCUUCCUUCAGUCCACUUCUCUCAAAACUCUCCUAAAGCAGAUCUAGACUCUCCCUCUGAUCAAAACAGUCCUAAAAAAGGAUCCAACUGAUCUUCAGUAGCUCUUUACAGCAUAUCAGUUCCAAACUCGAAGAAUCGCCUGGACUACUGAUGUUCCCUUUUGGACAAUGUGAAAGACUUGCUGCUGAAUUAUCUUGUUUGUUGUAUGUAAUCCUGAAGUGUAGCACUUUAACAUCUUUUUUCCUGCCCGUGUUCAGCACACAGCCUGUUAGCGAAUCUGACUAGCAUGAUGUUCUACAACACGCCCUGGACUUCCUGCAACAGUAUAGAAGAAUAAUAUCUGUCUGUCUGUCUGUCUGUCUGUCUAUCUAUCUAUCUAUCUAUCUAUCUAUCUAUCUAUCUAUCUAUCUAUCUAUCUAUCUAUCUAUCUAUCUAUCUAUCUAUCUAUCUGUCUGUCUGUCUGUCUGUCUGUCUGUCUGUCUGUCUGUCUGUCUGUCUAUCUAUAUCUAGGUAGGUAGAUAGAUAGCUAUCUGGCUAACUAGUUAUCUAUAUGGGUAGGUAUAUAGCUAAUUAGCUAUCUAUAGCUAACUUGUAUCUCUAUUUAGCUAGCUAGCUAGCUAAUUAGCUCUCUGUAUAGCUAACUUGUUUAUCUAGCUAGCUAUCUGUUAUUGAAAUAUACAUUUAUAGCUAGCUAUGUAGCUUAUUAGCUAUCUAGAUAGGAAAACAAGCUGUCUAGCUAGCUUUCUUCACCUAUAAACAUUCUAACAAAAUGGCAACAUGUGGACACCACCCUUUGCACGUCUAAAUAUUACUUGUCUUUUCCUCUCUCUUGUGUCUGCCGACUCUUAGUAUUAUGUAAACCGUCUGGUCGACUUGCUUGGUUAGUCGUCUUUUUGUCUUUGUAUGUCCCCGAGCUUGAAUUCCCUCGCCAUCCAUCAAAAGCAAGAUCCUGUUAUUACGUAUCCCGUAGACUGAACUGCACUGUGACUGUGACCAGGUCUCUUAAAAAGACAAGCCCACCCUUCCACAGGGAGCUGCGUUCCACCCCAAAUCCUUCUUUCAUUGCCGGACCAAAUGCAUUAUACUGUCAUCUCUUGAUCCGGAGCCAAUCUUGGGGUUCGACUCAUGGUGGAAUUCAAUUAGAAGGCAGGAUGAAGCAACUGAGCUCGGAGCUGUGAAACUGCAAAGAAUCAGAAAUGGGAGACGAUUCUUCUUUCUUUUUUGGUUAUGAAGGCAGGAGAAAGAAGGGGAAAAAUAGAUGACAUGUCUCUCUGAAGUCUCAUCCUGCCAUUGGGAGUGACAAGGCAAGGAAGGGAAUGUACUUUUAGGCAUGGAACAGCAUUAUUAAAAAGUGUAUAAACCAGACAGAGCGUUAUUUUUGAGAAAAGAGGAUGCAAGAUGCCUGUCACUAGGAGCCUUGAACUUUCCAUUCACUGUAUCUUUUUGAAUAGAGAUCCUCACAAAGGCAUCACUGUUAAUAUGACAUGGCCAUUCACUGUUACCUUUUUAACUUGGAAGCACAUGGAAGUACUGAAGCAAAUGAACUGUGUCUUUGUACCCUUUGAUCAUUGUCACCUUUGUAUCAAACCUCCAUUACUUACAAGAGCCUCAGGCAUCAACAAGGCUUCUCACCACGAAGAGACUUACCACAAUUGUAGCAUGACUCCGCAAUAUUGCACACCUUCCACAAAGGCGCCGACACGGUCGCCGAUAAAGGUCUAUGACAGCGCAGACCCGCCAUUGAUUAACCAGAGUGGCUCCGGUUGUUUUGAGGGCUACAGUAAUAGGUUACAUGCUGCCAAUUGUGGCAUCCGGCCAUGCCUAUGAUGGAAGGUUUGCCUUACAAGAUGCUUUAGAUUGCAAUGAGAUCCAAAAAUUGAGUGCUAUCGAUUAGACGUUGUCGAUUAGAUCUCAUAUUGGCUCUUGUCUGGCUCACAGGAUGGAGUCAAUACUGGGAAUCUGGGGAAAAGCAUGUUCCAAUUAAAAACUAGCUACCAUUUCAUGCCUUUGUGGGGCCUUGGAGUUUUUUUAUAGCUUAGAGAGGGCUCAACGCCAGAGGCUUUUGAUGACUGAGGGAACUUGUGAAGGGCUGAGAGGGUGAAAACUGAAAUGGUCAUUGGUUUUAUAGCUGCUAAACCUAGUAUAGAUCUCACUGUAUAGAGAAUUUGUGGUUCCUUAGAGAGACGUUUUUAAAAGGAAAUCACAUUUUGGCUCAAAAUGGGUUUGUCUUGGACAGUUUACAUGAGCCAUAGUAGGAAGUGACAAACAUUACGCAAGCAACUCUAAAUCAGCUCUAAAAGACACUGAACGAGAGUUUGUGUUCUUUUCAUGUGGAUUAGAUUAUUAGAUGGCAAGAUGUUCACCCACGAGGGGUUUGUUUUUGAUUUGAACUUUAUGAGACCAUCUCAUGGUACAUUAACCGCAGAGUUCAAGUCAAUUCAAAUUGUUCAGCAAAAGCUCAAUAGCAGCAUACUGUCGGUUCAGACUCUUAGUUCGCCUUAGGGCGUUUUUGUUAUUUUCUAAGAAAAGUGCAUAGGAAUUAUUUAAUUUUUUAAAGAUUAAAUUUUAUAGCAUAUACUACAGCUGUACAAUAUACUAAAAUUGUGUUUGAUAAUCACAUAAAAAAUACAUAGUAGUACUCAUAUAUUAAAAAUAUAUAUAACUUUCUUUGAUACACAUCAGGAUCAAAUAACAGUGAUUCAGUCAUUCUCACGAGACUGCCCACAAAGAAAAACAAAAAGGCAAACAUUAAUGGUCCUUUUUGAUCUUCAAGACAGUAGACCUUGAAAAAGCAAAUUCAUAAUAAUUAAGGCAUGAAUGUGCAAGGAUAAUAACCCAAUAAACAUUCACUCUCCGCUCUUUUAUUUGUGAGAUUUGCCUUAAGAUCCACAUAGACUCCAACACUUCUAUAAGGUAUAGAAUAUGGCUUCUGUUAGAUACACAUCUCUCUGCCAGUGUAGUUCUAUCUGACAUAAUGUAAAAACGUGUUAGAUUGGCAUUCUUACUCUAAAAAGUUGUACCUUUGACUGUGGAGCUGAAGUUUAGUGGAUUAUUAAUGCCCACACAUGUACUGAUGAUGUUCACGUUGGUUCUUUUAUCAGCUCUGAACUAGAUUGGAGAGCUGGAUGCCACACCUGCACACAAAUCAAGUGAACGUUAGCCUCAACUGCACAAAGUACUCAUGGAUAUACUGAGGUUAUUUUCUUGCAUACACUAUAUUGUUGAUAUAUUGAUGUAUUCAUGCACACACAUGUACCACCACACCGAUAUAAAUGCUUAAAGCUGUACACAUUAAUCUAAAUAACGUCCAUUAGAUUAUUUAAGCCCAUAGUACACUAUGAAAAACAAUUUUUGACACUAUGUGGGCAUGUUUUUACUAUUGUGGUCAUUAAUUUCUGAUGUUUUGAAUUCGCAAGGCAUGCAGACCAAACUCUCAGUCCUGUUUCUUUUCCUCUAUCUCUAUAUAGUGUGCCUACUCAUUAAUAUUCAUGAAUAUGUUAACAUUCUAAUAAACAUAUUAAUAUAACAA
Molecule: messenger RNA, 4430 nt
Organism: Onychostoma macrolepis
Lineage: Eukaryota; Metazoa; Chordata; Actinopteri; Cypriniformes; Cyprinidae
Gene: samd12
Product: sterile alpha motif domain containing 12
Exons: 5
Coding region: 281-829 (182 amino acids)
Biological process (GO): cell surface receptor protein tyrosine kinase signaling pathway
Cellular component (GO): cytoplasmic side of plasma membrane
Molecular function (GO): protein binding
Source: RefSeq, a predicted model, not a curated record